GCUGCAGGACUUGGAGCGGGAUGAGGAGAACCUGGGAGAGAAGGAGAGCGUCCAGGAGAAGCUGAGCCUCAUCCACGGCUUCCUGCAGGCCGAGGUGCAGCUGCAGCUCAGCGAGCUCGAGGCCAAACUGCGCCGCGAGGAGCUCUCCGAGGAGCGUUACCUGGCCAAGGUGAAGGCGCUGCUGCACCAGGAGCUCUCGGCCCCCAAUGGCUCCGGGGCUCCCAACCCCAACGGGUGCCCCGGGAACGGCGCCUACGGCAGCGACGAGGACGAGGACGGGGCCAUGGAGCUCGAGGAGGGGGUGGCAGCGUCCUCGUCCCCGUCCUGCUCCGGCCCCGCCGGGCGGGCGCGGAAAUCCCGCAGGAGCCGCUCCAAUGGAGAUGCCAAAAAGUCUCCGGCCAGCUCCCGCGUCACCCGCAGCUCCGGCCGGCAGCCGACCAUCCUCAGCCUCCUGUCCAAAGGAUCCAACAAGCGGAAAUCGGAGGAGGUCAACGGGGAGGUGAAGCCGGAGCUGAUGAACGUCGAGAAGGAGGAGGAGGAGCUGGAGGAGAAGGAUCAAGAUGAGAAAAGGAUGAAAAUGGAAACCAAAGAUGGAUCUCCGGCCAGCUCCCGCGUCACCCGCAGCUCCGGCCGGCAGCCGACCAUCCUCAGCCUCCUGUCCAAAGGAUCCAACAAGCGGAAAUCGGAGGAGGUCAACGGGGAGGUGAAGCCGGAGCUGAUGAACGUCGAGAAGGAGGAGGAGGAGCUGGAGGAGAAGGAUCAAGAUGAGAAAAGGAUGAAAAUGGAAACCAAAGAUGGGUCGGAAAUUAAAGACGAAAUCCCUCAGGUUAAAAUCACUGCUCCCGCUAAAACCACCCCCCCAAAAUGCCUCGACUGCCGGCAGUACCUGGACGACCCCGACCUCAAAUUCUUCCAAGGGGACCCUGACGACGCCCUGGAGGAGCCGGAGAUGCUGACGGACGAGCGCUUGUCCAUCUUCGACGCCAACGAGGACGGCUUCGAGAGCUACGAGGACCUCCCCCAGCACAAAGUCACCUCCUUCAGCGUUUAUGACAAGAGGGGACACCUCUGUCCCUUCGACACCGGCCUCAUCGAGAGGAACAUCGAGCUCUACUUCAGCGGCGUCGUCAAACCCAUCUACGAUGACAACCCCUGCCUGGACGGUGGGGUGAGAGCCAAGAAGUUGGGGCCCAUCAAUGCCUGGUGGAUCACGGGCUUCGACGGCGGGGAGAAGGCGCUGAUCGGCUUCAGCACAGCCUUUGCCGACUACAUCCUGAUGGAGCCGAGCGAGGAGUACGCGCCCACCUUCGCGCUGAUGCAGGAGAAGAUCUACAUGAGCAAGAUCGUGGUGGAGUUCCUGCAGAACAACCGCCACGUCAGCUACGAGGACCUGCUCAACAAGAUCGAGACCACGGUGCCGCCGGCGGGGCUCAACUUCAACCGUUUCACGGAGGACUCGCUGCUGCGCCACGCCCAGUUCGUGGUGGAGCAGGUGGAGAGCUACGACGAGGCCGGCGACAGCGACGAGCCCCCGGUGCUCAUCACGCCCUGCAUGAGGGACCUCAUCAAGCUGGCCGGGGUCACCCUGGGCAAGAGGCGAGCCGUGCGGCGCCAGGCCAUCCGCCACCCCACGCGCAUCGACAAGGACAAGGGUCCCACCAAGGCCACCACCACCAAGCUGGUGUACCUCAUCUUCGACACCUUCUUCUCGGAGCAGAUCGAGAAGGACGAGCGCGAGGAGGACAAGGAGAACGCCACCAAGCGCCGGCGCUGCGGCGUCUGCGAGGUGUGCCAGCAGCCCGAGUGUGGCAAGUGCAAGGCGUGCCAGAACAUGGUCAAGUUCGGGGGCAGCGGCCGCAGCAAGCAGGCGUGUCUGCAGAGGAGGUGUCCCAACCUGGCGGUGCGGGAGGCGGAUGAGGAUGAGGAGGUCGAUGACAACAUCCCCGAGAUGCCCUCGCCCAAGAAGAUGCUGCAGGGCCGCAAGAAGAAGCAGAACAAGAGCCGGAUCUCCUGGGUCGGGGAGCCCAUCAAGAGUGACGGCAAGAAGGAUUAUUACCAACGAGUCUGCAUCGACUCCGAGACGCUGGAGGUGGGCGACUGCGUGUCCGUGAGCCCCGACGACCCCACCAAGCCCCUCUACCUGGCCAGGGUGACGGCCAUGUGGGAGGACAGCAGUGGCCAGAUGUUCCACGCCCACUGGUUCUGCCCGGGCUCGGACACCGUCCUGGGGGCCACCUCGGACCCUCUGGAGCUGUUCCUGGUGGACGAGUGCGAGGACAUGCAGCUGUCCUACAUCCACGGCAAGGUCAACGUCAUCUACAAGGCGCCCUCGGACAACUGGGCCAUGGAGGGCGGGCUGGACACGGAGAUCAAGAUGGUGGAAGACGAUGGGAGGACCUACUUCUACCAGAUGUGGUACGACCAGGAGUACGCGCGCUUCGAGAGCCCGCCCGACGCGCAGCCCACCGAGGACAACAAGUACAAGUUCUGCUUGAGCUGCGCACGCCUGGACGAGGUGAGGCACAAGGAGAUCCCCAAGGUGGCCGAGCCGCUGGAGGAGGCCGAUGGCAAGAUGUUCUACGCCGUGGCCACCAAGAACGGCGUCCAGUACCGGGUGGGGGACGGCGUCUACCUGCUGCCAGACGCCUUCUCCUUCAGCGUGAAGCCGGCCAGCCCGGCCAAGAGGCCCAAGAAGGAGGCGGUGGACGAGGAGCUGCACCCCGAGCACUACCGGAAGUACUCGGAGUACAUCAAGGGCAGCAACCUGGACGCGCCCGACCCGUUCCGCGUGGGCCGCAUCAAGAGCAUCUUCUGCAGCCUGCGCGGCAACGGCAAACCCAACGAGGCCGACAUCAAACUCUGCAUCUACAAGUUCUACAGGCCUGAGAACACCCACAAGUCCACCAAGGCGAGCUACCACGCCGACAUCAACCUCCUCUACUGGAGCGACGAGGAGGCCACCGUGGAGUUCCGGGCGGUCCAGGGCCGCUGCUCCGUGGUCUACGGCGAGGACCUGACCGAGAGCAUCCAGGACUACUCGGCCGGCGGCCUGGACCGCUUCUACUUCCUGGAGGCUUACAACGCCAAAACCAAGAGCUUUGAGGAUCCUCCCAACCACGCCCGGAGCUCUGGGAACAAAGGGAAGGGGAAGGGGAAAGGGAAAGGUGAGGCUGGAAAAGGUGGAAAAAGGUGCCAAUCUCUGCCCAUUCCCAGUGCCCAUCUCUGCCCAUUCCCAGUGCCCAUCCCUGCCCAUUCCGGAUGCCCAUCCCUGGCCAUUCCCAGUGCCCAUCCCUGCCCACUCCCACCCACCUCUGCCCAUCCCUCAGGAGUCUCGGAGACGCUCUGGGCCAUCGAGAUGUGGGAGCCGGCGGCGCAGGCGUUCCGGCUCAACAACCCCGGCACCACGGUGUUCACCGAGGACUGCAACGUCCUCCUCAAGCUGGUCAUGGCCGGCGAGAAAACCAAUUCCUUGGGCCAGAAGCUGCCCCAGAAGGGAGACGUGGAGAUGCUCUGUGGUGGCCCCCCGUGCCAGGGCUUCAGCGGCAUGAACCGCUUCAACUCCCGCACCUACUCCAAGUUCAAGAACUCCCUGGUGGUCUCCUUCCUCAGUUACUGCGAUUAUUACCGGCCGCGCUUCUUCCUGCUGGAGAACGUCCGGAAUUUCGUGUCCUUCAAGAGGUCCAUGGUGCUCAAGCUGACCCUGCGCUGCCUGGUGCGCAUGGGCUACCAGUGCACCUUCGGGGUGCUCCAGGCCGGGCAGUACGGCGUGGCGCAGACGCGGCGCCGCGCCAUCGUGCUGGCGGCGGCGCCGGGCGAGAAGCUGCCCAUGUUCCCCGAGCCCCUGCACGUGUUCGCCCCCCGCGCCUGCCAGCUCAGCGUCGUGGUGGACGACAAGAAGUUCGUCAGCAACAUCACCCGGCCCAACGCCCCCCACCGUCCCCCGCGGCGCCCCGCCGGGCCCGCGGUGACGCCGGGCCGGCCGCGGCAGGACAUGAGCGCGCUGGUGGCGGCGCGGAUGCGGCACAUCCCGCUGGCGCCCGGCUCCGACUGGCGGGACCUGCCCAACAUCGAGGUGCGGCUCUCGGACGGCACCACCACCCGCAAGCUGCGCUACACCCACCACGAGCGCAAGAACGGCCGCAGCAGCUCCGGCGCCCUGCGCGGCGUCUGCUCCUGCGCCGAAGGGAAGCCGUGCGACCCGGCCGACCGGCAGUUCAACACGCUGAUCCCGUGGUGCCUCCCGCACACCGGCAACCGGCACAACCACUGGGCCGGGCUCUACGGGCGCCUGGAGUGGGACGGCUUCUUCAGCACCACCGUCACCAACCCCGAGCCCAUGGGCAAGCAGGGCCGGGUGCUGCACCCCGAGCAGCACCGCGUGGUCAGCGUGCGGGAGUGCGCGCGCUCCCAGGGCUUCCCCGACACCUUCCGGCUCUUCGGCAACAUCCUGGACAAGCACCGCCAGGUGGGUGGCACCGCUGGCCCCGCUGUCCCCAGUGUCCCCUUCUCAGUGUCCCCUUCUCCAGUGUCCAAUGGUCCUCUUGUCCCAUUGUCCUUUGGCCGGGUGCUGCACCCCGAGCAGCACCGCGUGGUCAGCGUGCGGGAGUGCGCGCGCUCCCAGGGCUUCCCCGACACCUUCCGGCUCUUCGGCAACAUCCUGGACAAGCACCGCCAG
This is a messenger RNA of Pyrgilauda ruficollis (rufous-necked snowfinch), 4675 nucleotides long. RefSeq names its product DNA methyltransferase 1 (gene DNMT1). Gene Ontology annotation, molecular function: chromatin binding; DNA binding; zinc ion binding. Gene Ontology annotation, cellular component: nucleus. NCBI's taxonomy places the organism in Eukaryota, Metazoa, Chordata, Aves, Passeriformes, Passeridae. The record is from RefSeq and is a predicted model, not a curated record. The annotation marks the transcript as partial. The transcript has 33 exons.